Molecule: messenger RNA, 2684 nt
Organism: Nycticebus coucang (slow loris)
Lineage: Eukaryota; Metazoa; Chordata; Mammalia; Primates; Lorisidae
Gene: TVP23C
Product: trans-golgi network vesicle protein 23 homolog C
Exons: 8
Coding region: 833-1537 (234 amino acids)
Biological process (GO): protein secretion; vesicle-mediated transport
Cellular component (GO): Golgi membrane
Source: RefSeq, a predicted model, not a curated record
UGAGGUCACUGAUGACCAGCUGAAAAUACAGUAGUCACUUGGUUUUCAUGUUUUGAGCAACAUCUCGGCAUCUAUGACACCACCUUCACACUCUCCAGGCCUGCCUCCUGUGCUGUGUACUUCCUUUUCAUUUUCCACUGCCUAGUUCUUUUCUUUUUUCUGUCCUCUAAAAAUUGGAAUGCCCGCAGUCUCUUUUAGUAUCUUUAUCCUUUUAGCUGUUCAGGAGAAAAACUUUGGCAUCUUCUUUGAUUCCUUUUUCCUUACUUCCCAUUUCAUCCUAUCAGCAAAUCCUGUCAUCUUUCUACCUUAGAAUGUAUUCGGAAUCGGUCUGCUUUUCACCUCCACUGACUGCAUCUACCUUGGGUCAAUUCAUUACUUUUGCCUCCAUUAUUGAAGUAGUCUCUUAACCAGUCUCCUAGCUUUGUGCUGCUGUUUUUCUCCCUUCUCUCCACCUUCUAGAGUCUUACUAUUACAGUAGCUGGAAUUUUCUUUUUAGUGGGUGAGUCAGAACAUGUCAGUCGUAUGCUCCAAAUUAGGCUCUCCCUCUCAGUUUGUUUUUUGAAGUUCACAUACUAGCAUCUUAAAUUAUCCAAAUUCAAGCUUCUGAUUUUGCUCCAAAAUCUUGCCCAUGAUCUUCCCCACUUAGUAAGUGCAACUUGGAGAGUGCAAUGCUGUUUGUCUUGUUUCCUUUUGAGGGGGGUGGGUACACUUAAAUGUCAGUGCCUGGUACAUAGUGGGCAGUGUGUUUACUGAAUGAAAGAGAAGAAGCCAGUCUUUCAAAGAGCAGAUCAGAGGAGUAUUCUGGGCAGUAUGAACUGUGCAGAAGGAACUGAUGGGGUACAAGUUUGACAUGUUUAAGGAACUUAAGGGAAGGCCUGUCUGUGCUGGUGAUCAGAAGUCCAGAAUGAGUUGCCAGGAGCUAAAAGUCAAGGACAGUAAUGAUGACACUGAAGAUGUUUCACUGUUUGAUGCAGAAGAGGAGACAACUAACAGACCAAAAAAAUCCAAAAUCAGACAUCCAGUGGCAUCAUUUUUCCACUUGUUCUUUCGCGUCAGUGCCAUCAUUGUCUAUCUUUUCUGUGAACUGCUCAGCAGCAGCUUUAUUGCCUGUAUGGUAACAAUUAUCUUGCUGUUGUCAUGUGACUUUUGGGCAGUGAAGAACGUCACAGGUAGACUAAUGGUUGGCCUUCGUUGGUGGAAUCAUAUUGAUGAAGAUGGAAAGAGCCAUUGGGUGUUUGAGUCCAGGAACGAGUCUUCUCAAGAGAGUAAAACUGCUUCAGAGGCUGAAUCAAGAAUCUUUUGGUUAGGACUUAUUGCCUGUCCAGUGCUGUGGGUGAUAUUUGCCUUUAGUGCCCUCUUCUCCUUCAGAGUAAAGUGGUUGGCAGUAGUUCUCAUGGGUGUCGUGCUACAAGGUGCCAACCUGUAUGGAUACAUCAGGUGCAAAGUGGGCAGCAGGAAGAACUUCACCAACAUGGCCACCUCGUAUCUAGGAAAGCAGUUUUUAAGACAAAACACUGGAGAUGGUCAGACUCCCUGAAUAAAGAAUGAAAGCUUAUAAAUUUUGUUACAUUGGGGAACAACUGAAGAGAUUCUUGACUUUGAACCUCUGAGAACUCAGUCCAUAUUGCAACCAGGAGUGUGGGGUUUGCUUUUCACUUAACUAUUUUAUUUAAAAAAAGGAAAAGUGAUUUUCAUAUUGUUUUCAUUUUCUUUGUAGGAGUUGGGGCUAGAAAGUAUGCUGUCACUAGAAACAUUACCAGUUUGUUUUAUGUUGUACAUAUGUGUAUGGUUAUGUGGUAUCAGUAUACCCCACAUCAGUGCGAGUGUUGGUGUUUGUUCAUAUACAUGACAGAGACCUAUGCAUUUUGAUCCAUAGAACGUAAGAGGAUAUUCUUAGUUUAUCUCUAAGCUCUGUUGUGUGUUUACAUAUUAUUUGUAUAAAUCAUUUUCAGAAGUAAGUUUUGCUUCCAGGUAAGAAUGAGCACUUUGGCUUAUGUUUGUUAGAAAUAAUUGUUAAAAUAUGUACUUCGUAAUGACAUUUCUUAGAUACACACAAACAAGUAAAAAGCCAGUGGUAUUACCUAGUUUCUAAAAUGUUGUUUAUGUUUAUUGAUAAUAAGUCAUUUACUUAAGGCUCAGUUAAUAUAAAUGGAAUCAUCAUAGUUUAUGUCUAAGGGAUACCCAGAGACUGCAGCUGUUCAGUUUACUUUACAGAAAGGAUAGCCAGAUUUCACUUUGGAACUUCCUGGAAGCUUUUCAGUAGUCCAUGGGCUAAUAAAAUCUUUUACCACUAAAAGAACAUUAUUCUUAUGUCACAGUAAGAAUAAUCAUAAUAUUUGGCAUAAUAAAUGCCUGAAAGAUAGUUUAUUUUAAUGAAUCUUUUUUUCUUCCUACAAUAGGGGUAUUGUAAAUCAUACUUUUAUAUUAAUGGUAUUUCUUAAAGCAAUAUAUAUUUAACUGUAAAGUAAACCAAUCUACAAAUAACUGUAGGCAUCUGUAAAUUCUGUUGUAUGACGUGCUGUAAACUUUGUUGGAGUCUUUUAAUCAGCAGAUUACAUUGUGAAUGUAUUUGUACAUUGUCAGAAUAUUUUUUAAGACAUUUAAUUGAGUACGUGUCUCUGUUGGAGUGAUAGAUUUGAAGGUGCAAAACUUUAUAUUUGAAUAAAACUCUACUGUUUACAAAG